GCUAUUUUACAUGGUUAAAUAACCUUAUAUCGAUUUUAAACAUUCUUUGUUAAAACGUGGUCACGCAUGACUUAUUUUAAAAUCUCUGAAGUAAAUGGUACACAUUUAAAGUUUAAAAACAGUGUCGUUCACACAGAAAAUCGUGAUGAAAUAUAAGAAUACAUAAACAAAGACGAAAAAUGACAAAAUUGAUCAUAAUGCGUCUUAUUUGGAACUGCUACUUAAUAGCAAUUUUGUCCGUUGGACCAUCGAUUCAAUAUCCGAAAGCGGACUGCUUAAUAGAUGUUGUAUUUCUAUUUGAUGAAUCGAGUGCAGUUUCCGAUGCAAUGUUUAACAAAACUUUGAGGACAGUAGACUCAACAGUAAAUAUUCUUGAUGUCAAAGAGAUGGGUGUUAAUGUUGGUGUCAGCUGUUAUGCCGACACUGUCCGACAAAUGUUCCAGAUGGACUACUUUUACAGUAAAACAACUAUAAAGAGCGAAAUUAACGAUAUGAAAAGACAACCAAAUGUGGGUCAAGCAAAUCUCCAAAAUGCAUUGAACCGAACAUGCAGGGUGAUGUUUUCCUCGCGUGCAGGUGGUCGUGCAAAAGCUGUUAACUAUCUUGUUGUAAUAUCACCAAUGACCUCUGCAUUAGACGCUGAACUUGAAGCUGUUGUUGCAUAUUGUAAAUCACGCUCUGUAAGAAUUAUUAGUAUUACAGAAGGAUCUAGUUCUGUGAUAUCAAAUACCAUAGCCUACGAUUCCACUUACCAGUUUGAAUUGAAAGAUGAAAACACAGUUGCCACGAGCCUCAGUACACUCAUAAAGGAAAAUGCAGGCUGUAAAGAAGUUAUCGACAGACUUGCUAAAUGGCUAGAAACAAUUAUAUUUGGUUCUAUAGCUCUGAUUACCUUUAUAAUGUGCCUGCUCUGCUUUCUACAAAACAGAUAUGUACACAGAAUGAAGGCUGCUCAAGAAAAGUACAAUGUACCAGAGAAAAAGACACAAUCUAAUUGCUGAUUUUAGUUACCAUAUUACCAUAUUCAAGGCAAAUAAUCGGCCAAUAAAGUCUUAUUUGUUCA
Mytilus trossulus (common blue mussel) is the source of this 1063-nucleotide messenger RNA. RefSeq names its product collagen alpha-1(XII) chain-like. NCBI's taxonomy places the organism in Eukaryota, Metazoa, Mollusca, Bivalvia, Mytilida, Mytilidae. The record is from RefSeq and is a predicted model, not a curated record. The transcript is spliced from 4 exons. Bases 180 to 1001 code for a protein of 273 amino acids.